CUGUCAGCUCAGUCAUUCCCACUCUUCGCCGCGCUCAAUUAGUUCUUAAACUUAGUACACCACCACCAGUAUUACGCAUUUCCAUUUAAAUUCUUGUCAACCCACACAAACACAUCUGUUCGAAGAGGCUUCCUCUAGUGAGCGAUAAGCAACAAGUGUUCAACCAACCCAUUCACGACGACUCGACUACACUACAACCAAAGAAGAAGGAACUUUAGGAGAGAAAACAAAACUACAUACAUCACAUAUACUAUUAUUGUUCGGUUCUACAGCUGCAAGUCUUUUGUUUAUUCGGCUGAAAUACUAGACACGAAUCUGUGCACGGCACGGAACGUGGCACUUUGCUUCGAGGGCGUGCGCAUCUGCUGUAAGAGCAAGUAAACAAUUAACAGACAAGCAGCAGAUUCUUGCGGUGGAGCGACGACAGCUGGGGAAACAAUUAAGAAACUUGUUUUCCCCGAACUGCCACAGUACUCCGAUAAGUGUCUCAGCCACAACACGUACAUAACUCAUUUGGAGGAGCGCAACAAGAGCCAAGUACCAGGCAGCGACUAGCACAGCAGAUAGAAAAAUGAUUCCCGGCUACGGACCCGUAACCCAGGCCCUGCUGGGCACCCUGCUGACCUGGGGGCUGACGGCCGCCGGUGCCGCCUUGGUGAUAUUUGUGCGCGGCACGCAGAGGAGGUCGCUGGACGCGGCCCUUGGCUUUGCGGCUGGCGUGAUGAUUGCCGCCUCGUUCUGGUCACUGCUCAAGCCGGCCAUCGAAAUGGCCGAGAGCUCGCACCUGUACGGAGUGUACUCGUUUGUGCCCGUGGCGGGUGGCUUUCUGCUCGGAUCCUUUUUCGUCUACGGCUGCGACAAGCUAAUGUCGUAUUUGGGCCUGAACAGCACCAAAAUGAUGAUUCAGAUGACGCAGUCGAGCAAGGACAAGGCGGACAUUGCCAUCGAGGAUUUGAAGCGGAACGGGAACGGCACCGGCGACCGCCUCGCCGCCAAGAGUCUGGAGAGCUUCUCCGACUGCUUGAGCGUGCAGCACAGUGGGGAGUCGCGUCGCCGCAAGAAGGGCAGCAUCAACGAGCUGGAGCAGUGCACCUACACCACCAGCGAGGAGGAGAAGCGCGCCCAGGAGGCGCUCUCGCAAUGGAAGCGCAUCAUGCUGCUGGUGGUGGCCAUCACCGUGCACAACAUUCCCGAGGGACUGGCGGUGGGCGUUAGCUUCGGAGCCAUCGGCACCUCAAACUCAUCCACAUUCGAGAGCGCCCGCAACCUGGCCAUUGGCAUUGGCAUUCAGAACUUCCCAGAGGGUCUAGCCGUCAGUCUGCCCCUGCAUGCCGCCGGCUUCAGUGUGGGCCGUGCUCUGUGGUACGGACAGUUGUCCGGUAUGGUGGAGCCCAUCUUCGGUGUGCUGGGCGCCGUGGCGGUGACAUUUGCCAACCUGAUACUGCCCUAUGCGCUGUCGUUUGCGGCCGGAGCCAUGAUCUACAUUGUGUCGGACGACAUUCUGCCCGAGGCGCAUGCCAGCGGCAAUGGAACGAUUGCCACGUGGGGCACUGUCUCUGGAUUCCUGAUAAUGAUGUGCCUCGAAGUAGCGCUCUCAUGAGAGGGCCUUCCCGUACCAAAACUACAAAAUGCCUGCCUCGCUCCGCCAGCGCAGGACUCGCAAAAUAGUGUAAUGCAAGGAUUCCAUUGUACUUAACGCUCAUUCCCCCACUUUUAUGUAAAUAGAAACCGACACGCGACUUGUACAAAUCUCAGAAAUACUUGGGCACAGGCGGCGCUACGUGGAACGUUCCUCCCAACAGCAGCCAGCAGUUCCCCGAAAACGUGAAUCUAAUAAUCUAACUUAGUGUUAAAUGUUCUAUAAAUAUGCCUGCAUUCCAGCGAGUUAUGCAAAUGAGGCGACAAAGAUUUAAUGCAUUCUCGGAAGGAAUACAAACAGACGUGCAUCUGAAUUAGGUUUUAAGUUGUCAGCAGCUCAGCAGCAUCCAGUGGCUUGCAUGUUUUUAAACUGUCUCUAAUAUGUAAGCAAUAAAACUUACUGUAUGCAAAACGAUCA
Molecule: messenger RNA, 2056 nt
Organism: Drosophila subobscura
Lineage: Eukaryota; Metazoa; Arthropoda; Insecta; Diptera; Drosophilidae
Gene: Zip48C
Product: zinc transporter ZIP11
Exons: 1
Coding region: 572-1600 (342 amino acids)
Biological process (GO): zinc ion transmembrane transport
Cellular component (GO): membrane
Molecular function (GO): zinc ion transmembrane transporter activity
Source: RefSeq, a predicted model, not a curated record